Messenger RNA from Leishmania mexicana MHOM/GT/2001/U1103, 3249 nucleotides. RefSeq lists its product as hypothetical. Gene Ontology annotation, molecular function: ATP binding; protein serine/threonine kinase activity. The record is from RefSeq and is a predicted model, not a curated record. Lineage: Eukaryota; Euglenozoa; Kinetoplastea; Trypanosomatida; Trypanosomatidae. Gene Ontology annotation, biological process: protein phosphorylation. The transcript has a single exon. Gene Ontology annotation, cellular component: cytoplasm. Bases 1 to 3249 code for a protein of 1082 amino acids.
AUGGGGUGUAACAGUUUCAAAGGUCGACUGAGUCCGCUGAACCGCGGCGGCAACGACCGUGGCGACGGCGUCCCGAAUGAUCAGCUGCCAAGUGGAAAGAAGGUCAAGACGCCGAAUGACCUCAACGGCGUGGGUUUUCGUGGCUUUGGCAUUGGCGUCCUCGCGCACAACAACGUCAAGGCAGGCGGCAACGGCAUCGCGGCGUUCCGCCCUGAUGAUGUGACGGCCACGACGUACUAUAAGUAUGUGAUGGAGGUGCGCUGUGUCGCGGUGGCGCAGGGCAUUAUGCCGGCCGUGACCGACGACACUAUCGCCGCACUGCAUGCGAAAGACACCAAGCGCGGCACUGUAGCAGGAACUAAAGACACGACUGGCCCGGCGUUUCACCGCAGCAUGAAUGGCGACUCGACGAACGCCGGCGGCCAGCACGUCAGUCCGCCGGCGCGGACUCUGACAGUUUAUCAGCUCCAACCGAUAGCCAACGACACGUGUAUUGCGAAGGGCAUGUACAGCGAGGUUCACCUUGCGCAGCUCUCCGUUUUUACUGGGCUCUUGGAGGAGGCGGUGAACGCGACAAUGCCGCGGUAUGCCCCGGUACGACGAGGCAAUACCAGCAGUGCGGCCGCCUGCGCCGCCGGCCGCGAUCGCUCCUCCGUCAGCCUUGGAGGGGACGUGAACUCGACAAAGAGCCUCAACUCCGGCUGCGAGAUCAUGGGCACCACCUCCACCCAUGACACCAGCACGAUCGCUGGACCGAUUUCCACUUCCGCUGCGACACCGACGGUUGCUCCGACGUGCACAGCUGUGUCGCACUACAUAAUAGCAAUGAAAGAGUUUUCUCUGAACAGCAGCUGCACGUCUAGCUGUGCGCUGGAGCAGAUCUGCCUCGAGGUGCGACGGUGGGCGCGGCUGUCGACGUACUGCCCGCGCCUCCUCCGCUGCUACCAGCUGGAGUACGUCUUUGCUGAAGGCGUCUCCAUGGCCGUGCCAGAGGCAUCGUGCCAGUUCGUUCCUGGACGGGAAAACUACAGCGGCAAUGGCGGGGCGGCUGCUGACGGGCUCUUCGCUUCCGGUAAUCUCACCGCAGGCUCCGAUGGCCGUGCAGAGGAUCACAGGAAGUCGCUCUCUCGCAGUGGGACCCACCUACUUGCCAGUCUUUUGAAUCACCACUCGCACUCCAGUCCGAACGUGCACCAGGAAAAGGCGGCCAGUGCCACACCACGCAAACUGCGCUUGUAUCUCGAGUACGCCAAGCAUGGGACUCUGCUUGGGUUCCAGAUGAAGGAGAUGCCGUCGCGCUUUAAGCGAAGGCGGCUGCAUGAGCUGACCGCGCGUGCCUACAUGCGAGACGUCCUCCUGGCACUUCUGCAGGUGCACGACAGAGGCGAGAUGCAGUACGAUCUGUGCGCCAAGGCAGUCUUCCUUUGCCGGUCGAUUCAAAGUGUCUACCACACCUACUUUCCCGCCUAUAUUUCCGACCUACCAACGGGCGACUUGACGAGUGUGACGCUGUCGCAGCUGGGCAAGGCGCUGGCGUCGCUGGACCCGAAGCCGGGAUCACUGGUCCCGCAGCGGCCACUGCCGCUGACGAGCGUGAGUACCAGCCAGAAGCGAAAGGAGUUCGAGCCGAUUAACGACACCCGGUCGCCCCUGUGUGGGCAGCGCCGCGCCAUUUCUGUCGAGCAGUGGAAAACCGCGUCGUCCUCGGCUCAGCACACCGGUAAAGCAGUCGGCGUCAAGACCCGCCCGACACAGAACAUCUCCAUACCGGCGCACAACACCAGCUGUACGCCACAGGUGUCCGCGAUCGAUGCCAACCUCAACGAGGGCAACAAAACCUUGAGUGGGCAAGGCGCGGUGACCGUACAGACCUGUGAGCAGCGGGACGGUAACGCGGGCACGAUAGAGAGUGAAAACACUGUUGAGGCGGCCCACGACAACACCACUUUCGUCAUGAGUCCCCGGGAGGUCGGCUCGUUCGAGUCACCGUCAAAGUCAACGUCUCUCACCGAGACCGGCUUUCGCGGGGGCCUGUUGGCCUCCGGUAGCCUGUUGGCGGCACACACGAGCAACAGCGCCAACCAGCACCGCUUGCACGAGACUUACCGCCGUUUCAUGAGCGAGUUUGAGUUCACGGACACCGGCGAGGGCGACGACGUGCCCUUUCCGUCCCCGCAUGACGGAGUGCGUGGUCAGGCGGAUGCAGAGAUGCUUGCGUCGGUGAUAACAUCAGAGGAGCAACUCGAGACGCCGCCGAUGCGGGUGGUGCCGCUGCAGAAUACGAAUCACGGUGGCAUUGCGAUCUUGUCACCGGACCACUACGUCGUGAAACCUAUCGAAACGCCGCUGCAGGACUUACGCGGCCGCCUCCCCAUCCUCCUUACACCACCCACCACGCGCACCGUUUUCUUCUGCGCGGGCCCGCAGCAACAGCGGCAGGUCACGCAAAAGUCAUCGAAGUCUUCCGCCCCGACGGUGGUUGGGAGCUCCUCCACCGAACAGUUUUGCGUGCCGCAGACUCUGAGCUCUGGGACGACGACUUUUGACGCGGUCGGUUCGCUUGGCCGUUGCCGCGGCGGCGCGCCGCUGGUGAAGCUGAACCACAUCUCGUUAAUUCGUCGCGCCCUGAACUGCGCUGGCACUAGACGGCUAGACGACGUUCCAGUGCACAGGUACGUGACUGUCACGCAUGCGGCGCCAGAGGUGCUGCACCGUCGCCUAUUCUCGGCCGCGAGCGACAUCUACGCCUUUGCCAUGACCUUUGUCGAGCUUGUCUCGGAGGGAGGUGUCAUUAUGGAGGAAUGCCUGCCAGGGGAUCCGCCCAAGCCGCUGACGCGUCGUGAUAAGGAUAUAUACGACGCUCGCCUAAGCGAGAAUCUCAGUAAGUUGUACGAGACUCGCAUCGCUGCUCUGUUACAGAACCACGACGCCGCCGGCAAGGAAAAGGAGCGGCCAGAGCCCCCCUCGCCGCACGCCGGGCCGAUUGCGGUUCGCCUGCCGCCUCACCUCUCGGAUGAGUGCAAGAAAAUGCUGCGCUGGUGCCUGCAGCCCGAUCCCGCAAAGCGGCCCACCGCCGCGGAGCUGCUUCGAUCUCGCUACUUCAUGCUGGGCGACUGGAUCGCGGCACCGUCGGUGGUGGAAGCCGAGGGUAAGACAGCAAAGAUGCCCGAAGCACCAUGGAGGACCUCGAUCAGCUUCGACGCCGCAGCGAAGGCAGCCGGCCUUCCGGUGCUCUCUGCGAAGCGAUAG